AUGGUGUUGACCGUCCUCACCGACGACCAGAUCAAGGCGAUCCUGGCCGACCUCACAGCCGAAGAGUUUGAGGGAUUCAGGAGUGUUAUCUCACACGCUCUUCAUGAGUACUCGACGAAUGCCACUAACAUCGAGGAUGGCACCUACCACCAACCGGAACGCAUCUCAACUGAGAACUUCAAGACCGGCGCAAAGACUCUGUACAUGCCCUCCGUCGGGCCCCAAGGGAUGGGCUGCAAAGUCGUGACCCUGAGCUCAAGCAAAGCAACUCAAGACCCCUCAAAAGAACCCAUCCAGCCAACAGGCGCCGUCACCCUCCUCUCACCCUCAGGCGAACCCGUCGGCUUCCUCCACGCAAAGACCCUAACCGCCUUCCGCACCGCCCUCUCCUCCACCUGCCUUCUCGCCCGGCGCGGCCAGGUCAAGACAGUAACAUGCUUCGGCGUCGGUCUGCAGGCCUACUGGCACAUCCGCCUGGCCCUGCUCAUCAGGGGCUCGACCAUCAAGCACGUCAACAUCAUCAACCGGCGUUUCUCAGACCAGGCCCGCGUCUUCCUCAAGCAGUUCUACCACGUGCCGGCACACAUCAAGGAGCGCGAGGGGUGGGCCGAGACGACCUUCAGCAUCCUCACGCCCGGCUACGGCGAGUUCGCGCGGCUGCAGAGGGAGCAGAUCAGGGACGCCGACGUCGUGUACACCUGCACGCCGUCGACGGAGGAGCUUUUCGACGCGGAGGGGCUGACGAGCCAUGAAGGGCGGAGGAAGGGAAGGCUGGUCUGCGCCAUUGGGAGUUAUACGUCCAGGAUGAGGGAGCUGCCGGUGGGUUUGCUGCAGCAGGCCACGAAGCAGGAGAAGGCGCAUUGGCAUUUCCACAAGCAUGCACCCGAGGGGGGUGUUGUAGUCGUUGAUACGUUGGAUGGGGCGUUGAAAGAGGCGGGUGAGAUUAUCGCAGCCGGGCUGCAGCCUACACAGCUCGUCGAGCUUGGAGAACUGAUCAUGCUACGGCGCAUGCGCGCGGAAGAGGAGUCCGAGGACGGGGAGACGGCGAGUAUCGAUCCAUCCGAGCUUGACAAGCUCGACUUCACGGGGACGCCAUCAAUCAAGUCGGCUUUCACGAGCUCGGACGGGGAUUCGAGAUCGUCGAUUAGCAAGGACUCGACGAGUAGUGGGAAGGGACCGCGUUUGCACCGCCGAAGCUCGAGUCAGAGGUCGACGGACAAGCACAAGAAGGAGGACGCGCUGGUGAGGUGGCUCCGGGACGGAACUGUGAUUUACAAGAGUGUUGGGUUGGGACUGAUGGAUUUGGCGGUGGGGAUGCACUUGGUUGAGCUUGCAAAGGAGAAAGGGAUUGGGACGCAAGUUGACGGAUUCUAA
This is a messenger RNA of Colletotrichum karsti, 1374 nucleotides long. Its product is annotated as UbiD family decarboxylase. The record is from RefSeq and is a predicted model, not a curated record. Gene Ontology annotation, cellular component: cytoplasm. Lineage: Eukaryota; Fungi; Ascomycota; Sordariomycetes; Glomerellales; Glomerellaceae. Bases 1 to 1374 code for a protein of 457 amino acids. The transcript is spliced from 3 exons.